AUGAAUGGUUUGGGCGUGGGCGGAUCCCAGAGCCCAGACCUGGUCAACGCGGCCAACGCCUUACUAUUCGCCUUCAUGACAUUGACCUGUUUCGCGGGUCCAUUCAUCACAAACGCAAUCGGCUUUCGCUGGACCCUGACUCUGGGGUCACUUGGAUAUCCAUUGUACGCAGCGGGAUUGUAUUUGAACAAUCGCACUGGCGCAACAUGGCUUGUGUAUCUCGGCUGUGUCACUUGCGGCAUCAGCGCGGGUUUCUUUUGGAGUGUUGAGGGUGCUGUCGCCACAGGAUACCCUGAGCAUCACAAGCGUGGUCGCUACAUUGCAACAUGGUUCACGUUCCGCAAUUUCGGCAACAUCAUUGGUGGUGCGGUCUCUUUAGGCAUAAACCACACCGUCGAUAAACGCGGCCAGGUUGGGUACCAGACGUAUCUCGCUUUUAUCGCCAUCCAGUGUCUUGGACUGGUCAUUGGCCCUCUCUUGUCAAAUCCUGAGAAAGUGCAAAGAGAUGAUGGAACGCGUAUCGAGGCCCCCCGUGGCAUCCACUGGCGUGAAGAGCUCAGUGCGAUGUGGCGGCUGGCAAGGAGUAAGUCGAUCUUGCUCCUUGUCCCGUUAUUCUGGUAUUUCGGGUGGAUCCAAGCAUACCCUGGCACAUAUCUCGCGACUUAUUUCACAGUCCGCGCGCGCGCGCUCGGAGGCUUCAUGUCGGCGGUUGUGGGAACGAUGGCGACUUGGUUAGGUGGCUCGUUGGUGGACCUGCCUUGGUUGAAAAAUCGGAAGCAUAGAGCGAUUGUCACGUUCAUCGUUAUUGCACUCAUGAACACUGCGACAUGGAUCUGGGCGGUUAUUAUCCAGAACGAAUACCGACACACCCAUCCGGUGUUGGACUGGGGUGAUCAACGCACCUUCGGUCGUGGGUUUGGCCUGUAUCUGUUUGAGCGCAUCAGUCUCGGCUUGGUUGAGAACUAUAUUUACUGGUGUAUCGGAAAUUUGUCGGACUCACCAGGUGAUCAAAUUCGAUACAGCUCAUUGCUUCGGGGGAUCGAAACUGCUGCCGUUGCAGUCGGAUUUGGCGUGCAGGCUGUACCGACAGCGUUGAUCGCAACGGCGAGUAUCAAUCUCGGUCUGUGGUUCAUAGCUUUACCGUUCAGUUAUUAUGCUACCCUUCAAGUCGUUCGAAAGUUCGAAUUGUUGGGGAAGAAAGAGCAGAGUCCGGAUGCAAGCGAUAGAGUGGCUGAACAGGACGUGGCUGAACGAUGA
Molecule: messenger RNA, 1257 nt
Organism: Penicillium psychrosexuale
Lineage: Eukaryota; Fungi; Ascomycota; Eurotiomycetes; Eurotiales; Aspergillaceae
Exons: 1
Coding region: 1-1257 (418 amino acids)
Source: RefSeq, a predicted model, not a curated record